Anopheles marshallii is the source of this 1431-nucleotide messenger RNA. RefSeq names its product glycine receptor subunit alpha-2-like. Gene Ontology annotation, molecular function: extracellular ligand-gated monoatomic ion channel activity; transmembrane signaling receptor activity; neurotransmitter receptor activity. NCBI's taxonomy places the organism in Eukaryota, Metazoa, Arthropoda, Insecta, Diptera, Culicidae. The transcript has 10 exons. The record is from RefSeq and is a predicted model, not a curated record. Gene Ontology annotation, biological process: chemical synaptic transmission; nervous system process; regulation of membrane potential. Gene Ontology annotation, cellular component: membrane; synapse; neuron projection. The coding region runs from base 1 to 1431 and encodes 476 amino acids.
AUGCGUUGCAUAUACAUAGCGAGUUUGAUCUGGGUUUUCGAAUUAUGUCUCCCUGCGAGGACGGCCACUUCCAAUUACCAAUAUGAAAAGGGCACCGAGUAUGAUAAAAACGUUAAGCCAGGAGCCCUCACCGAUGUAUCGGUGUCGCUGUACAUUAAUCGAAUAUCAGGCGUGGAUGAAAAUAAGGAAGAAAUAUCAUUCGAUGUCUUCCUUCAAAUCACCUGGGUAGAUACCCGAAUCCAGCCAGUAACCAGCAAUUCGACGGCAAACAAUUCGUGGGUAGGCGAAUACGUAGAACUGACGAAAGCCGAUCGAGACAUGAUAUGGGUUCCUGAUCUCUACAUACGACAGCUGCGGGAAAUGAAGAUGCUAACCUUGUUUGAAGAAAUAUCCAGUUUGCGUUUAUAUUUAAACAGCACCAUAAGUUUAAGCAUUGGAGCUACCAUCAUCAUAAAGUGUGACAUGGACUUUGUGCUUUACCCAUUGGACGUACAAAGAUGUCCUGUCGAUUUCAGCAGCUAUAAAUAUCCAGUAAAAGAUUUAAGGUUCCGCUGGCGAUCGGAAAAUGCGCUUUCUUUCCCGAAUGACUUUGGCGAUGGAUUUUUUCGGCUUCCAAAAUAUGUGGUUUCAUUUUACACCGAGCAGGAGUCACAGAUAGUCAAUUACAGCGAUGAUAAUCAUAGUUCAGCUAGAUUAGAGAUAACCCUAUCGAGGGAAGUAAAGAGUUACCUGUUGGAGAACUAUCUUCCAUCCACGUUAUUCGUUUCCAUAUCCUGGGGCUCCUUCGUCGUCGUUCCAGAAAUUGUUCCAGGACGGAUGGUGCUCCUAGUCACCACGCUGUUAUCAUUGAUCACGAUGUUCGAUACCGUGAGGAAUAACUCACCGGAUGCGUUGGAACUGAAGUGCCUUGAAGUGUGGCUCAUAUCCUGCACUUUGUUUGUGUUCUUUGCGCUAAUGGAGUACUUCAUCGUGCUGUUCGGAAUAAGAUACGACAAGCACUGGCGUGUGGCCAAAGCUCAGCACGCCUCAUCAAUACCCCCUUCCAUAACAUUGCAGUCGGCGGUGACGAUGGCUCAAAGCACGAUGGAUACGUCGAUAAACUCCGCUACGUUUCAACGCGAAAAUGGACUUGAGCAUAAUACUCUGAAAGUUUCUGGCAGCAACAAGGUUCAACCGCAAGAUCACAACAGCAAGACAACAUCGGCUUCGCUUAGUAAUAUACAAGACACUGUACAAAGCGCCCAGAAAGUGUCGUCUGUGAUGACACGGAAAAGGUUUCGCAACGUCGCAGAUGUAGCACUUCUUUACGCGGGCUCCCAGCGCGGUCGAUUGGAUCAGCUUUCUUUGAUUAUUUUCCCUCUCAGCUUCCUUAUAUUCACCAUUUCAUAUUGGACCAUGUAUUUAACUGAAUCUAAAAAAAAUUUCAAGUAA